Molecule: messenger RNA, 2409 nt
Organism: Maylandia zebra (zebra mbuna)
Lineage: Eukaryota; Metazoa; Chordata; Actinopteri; Cichliformes; Cichlidae
Product: potassium voltage-gated channel subfamily V member 2
Biological process (GO): protein homooligomerization; potassium ion transmembrane transport; action potential
Cellular component (GO): membrane; voltage-gated potassium channel complex
Molecular function (GO): delayed rectifier potassium channel activity
Source: RefSeq, a predicted model, not a curated record
GCCCUAACUCAUGCAGUUGAUCUUCUUGCACAGUGACUCAAAAGUACCACAGCUCUUUCUUUGUCUUUAUUUCAACCUGGAGGAUUUUUUUUUCUUUUUUACCAUGGUGAUAUUUUUGCUUGAUAUUGUAGAUUUAAAGAAAAAACAUAUUAUCAUUUUUCUCCUGUGAUUUGAUUCAAACUUGGCAUAAAACAUUUUCCAGUGAUUGGUCUUCUGAGCAGCUGUCGCAAUGGAGAAGUGGAAAAUUCUAAAAAAACGUCGCUCCAGUCUUUUUGCAUCCGUAAAACGCGACUUGAGUUUCACGCAAAGCAUCGAAGAAGAGGAGAGUGAAUUCCCCUUUUCACAGGACAGCUCAAUAAAACCGUGGACAUCAAUGGACAACCUUGACGCUCCUGGUGCCAGAAAAGAGGUGAAAAAAGAUGAGAAGAAGGAUGCACCAAACCCCUGGCAAUCAAACAUUGUCAACCUAAAUGUGGGCGGAAAGGUGUUUCACAUCCCUAAACACUUGGUCCUCCGAUACCCAAAGACCAGGAUCGGAGUCCUUGCUCUGUGCAAUGAUCCAGUUAAGCGUCUGACGCUCUGUGACGAUUAUAAUUUUCAGAACAACGAGUUCUUCUUUGACAGGGACCCCAUGUUUUUCCAUUACAUAUUUCACUUUUACUGCAGUAAUGUUCUGUGGGUGAUGGAUGGCUUGUGUCCUGUCAACUUUGAGGAAGAGAUCUCAUUCUGGGGGCUCAAACUGAAGGAUACUCCAAGGUGCUGCCGCAUUCUGUUUGAGGAGAAAUUGGACGACAUCAGAGAACACCUGAAGGUUAACCAGGAGCUCAUAGAUGAGAUUAAACCUCACCAUGAUGACGAGAGCUACAAGACCAUGUUUCUUGGAAACUUUCGUAAAGCCCUUUGGGACUUGAUGGAGAAUCCUUACUCCUCACUGUCAGCCAAAGCCUUUGCAGUGUUUUCCAGUCUCUUUGUGCUUAUCUCUAUCGUUGCCAUGACUCUGAAUACAGUCAAAGAACUUAGGCAGUACAAACUUGCAGGCAAAACCUACAUGGAGUGGGUGGAGGUUAGUUCUAUCCUUUUCUUCACGUUGGAGUACUUUCUGCGACUACUCACCACAUCAAACAUCAAGCAUUUUGUGAAGAGCGCCCUCAACUUUGUCGAUUUGGUAGCCGUCAUGCCCUACUUCCUCCAGAUCAUUUUUGAGACUUUUGUAUUAGACGCUGAAGACAUCAGUGCUCAGGUGGAUUUGAAGGCCAUGUCAAGAGUCAGCAAAGUCAGCAAGGUGCUCAAAGUGGUCAAGCUCAUGCGCAUCUUCCGUAUCUUGAAGCUUGCCCGUCACUCCACCGGCAUGAGGGCUUUCGGCUUCACCAUCCGCCAGUGCUCUGAGCAGGUGUGCUGUCUGUUUCUGUUCAUCACCAUGGGCAUCUUCACCUUCUCUGCUCUGAUGCAUUCUGUGGAGGUGGAUCAGCCCGGGACACCGUUCAGCAGCAUACCAGAUGCCUGGUGGUGGGCUGCGGUCAGCAUCUCUACUGUGGGCUAUGGAGAUGUUGUCCCCAUCUCCUACCUCGGCCGCUGUGUGGCAUUCAGCUGUAUCUCCUUUGGCAUCAUCCUUAACGGCAUGCCCAUCUCCAUUCUGUUCAACAAGUUCUCCGACUACUAUGCCAAACUGAAGGAGCAGGAAUACAACUUUUCCAACACGGUGCGCACCUUCCAGCUCAAGAAACGUCUCAGGCGUAAGUUUGACAGCUGCUUCGAACCCCGGCCGGAGGACUCGGAUGAGGAGAUACACUAUCGGCCCAGUGGCAGGCAAUUUACCCCAGAGAUUGAAGAAUAAGAAAAGUUGCCUAGUUGUGACCUCAGUAACCCUAAAUGGCCUUAUCACCCUUGGGUAUACAAAAGUAAAAGACUCCAUCUGCCUCUAAGUCUCAGCCUAUGUGAUUGAAUAAAAGCGAUCUGAUGGGGGAAAGCAGAAAGCUGAGACAAGCAUUAAGCCUCAGCUUUGCAGUAGGUACUGUUUUCACACUAUAGCGACAAUUCCUCUGUCAAAUGGACAAGAUGCUCAGACUAGACAACUUGUUAUGUGUUUCCACAAAUAGCACACGUCUACAACUAAUGCUCACUCAACAGAAAUAGAUGUUUGACACAAGGAGGUCAAACAGUGACAUUAUGAAUGAAGCAAAACUUCCCUUAUAUCCUUUUGAAAAGACUACUGUCAUUGAAAGUGCUAUUAAUGAACAGUUUUGAGUGACUACAUAGUCUCUUACAUUUUACUUUGAUGCUCAGCAAAAAAGAAAUUGUACCUUCAAGCUCUAACUAGUGCAACUUUUGGCCAUUACCAGCAUGUACCGCCACACAUCAUGGCGGCUUUAAGUCACCAUUUACUUGACUGCAAUAAAAACAUUUUAUUUA